Molecule: messenger RNA, 511 nt
Organism: Zychaea mexicana
Lineage: Eukaryota; Fungi; Mucoromycota; Mucoromycetes; Mucorales; Lichtheimiaceae
Product: protein translocase SEC61 complex gamma subunit
Exons: 3
Coding region: 125-361 (78 amino acids)
Biological process (GO): post-translational protein targeting to membrane, translocation; protein targeting
Cellular component (GO): membrane; Ssh1 translocon complex
Molecular function (GO): transmembrane protein transporter activity
Source: RefSeq, a predicted model, not a curated record
UGGACGGAGAAUGUAAAAAAGUCCAAUUCCACAUUGUUCAGACAUCUCAGCAAUAAACUCCCUCUCCGUUGUAUUUUUCUCUCUUCCUUUCCCCCCACCAUCUACAACACACCUUCUUUGAAACAUGAACGCCACAUCCGCUGACAACGUAAAGGACCAAGUUCAAGAGGUCGUAGAGAUGCCCAAGCAAUUCUUCAAGGACGGCAUUCAGUUUGUCAACCGGUGUCGCAAGCCUGAUCAGAAAGAAUUUCUGAGAAUUACCCAAGCCGUUGCCAUGGGCUUUGCUGCUCUUGGUGCUCUUGGUUACUUUGUCAAACUCAUUCACAUCCCCAUCAACAAUAUUCUCGUCGGUUCGGCUUAAAAGAAGCAUUGACACUCUAAAAAAAUCACCUCUUCCGAAUAUCAUGUCUCUUUUCCCGUUAAUAACUCGCUACUCAUUUCCAUAUAUUAUUCAACAACAUAAAAAGAAAGGUCACCAAUAAAUGACACCCCACACUUGUAUGUGCUGCUC